AUGUCAUCACCUCUAAGCCAAACCCUCCCUCGGCCACCCCCCAUCCUCCUUGACCUAUAUGGGUUGCCUGCGUCCGAAGCUAUCCACCCAUCGAUAUACGAAGAGUCACGCGAAGCAUCGCUCUUCACGCCUUCAAACGACGAGAAUAGACCGUGCGUGACACUCACCUUUGCACAAUCCCUCGAUGCGAAGAUCGCCGGGGCGGGGGGCAAGCAGCUCAUCCUGAGUGGGAAAGAGAGCAUGGUGAUGACCCACUGGAUGCGCACCUUGCACGAUGCGAUCGUAGUCGGCAUCGGCACUGCGCUGAACGACGAUCCCCAGCUUAACACUCGUCACCUUCCCCCGCUCCCCGAAGGACACCCUCACGGGUACCGCAUUCCGAGGCCAGUCAUCCUCGACACGCACCUCCGUCUCCCGCCUACGUGCAAGCUCCUGCGAAACUACCAAGCCGGACGCGGUCGGCGUCCCUGGGUCGUCUGCGCGCGUCGGACAGGAUCGCGCGACGUCGCAGGCAACGAGGCGUUCACGAAGCGAGCAGCAGCCCUCCAGAACGCAGGCGCGCGCAUCGUCGAAGUGGACGCUGACGAGGCUACCGGUGCGAUCGCCAUCCCGGCCCUCCUGUCCGCCCUGCGCGAGCUUGGCGUGCGCUCGGUGAUGGUCGAGGGCGGCGCGCGCGUUAUUCGCGCGUUCCUCUCUGCCGCCGCGCCCGCGCACCGAUCUGCGGGUUCAGGCUCAGGCUCAGGGGACACAGACACGAAGACGGAGAACGCGAAGGCCGUCGACGCGCUCGUCGUGACCGUCGCACCGACGCUCGUGGGUGCGGCGGGUGUGGGAUACGGCACUGAAUUGCUCGCGGACGCACUACCGACGUUUCAGCACGUCCGGACCGAGGCGUUCGGGCCUGACGCCGUGACGGCCCUAAAGGUGCUGUAGCUGCGGCGAGCGGCGAGCCUGGCGGUCGGGCGUAUCUGUGUACGAGCCUGGCGGUUGGGUGUAUUUCGGCGCAGGAAUACGCAGUGUAAAAAGGGGUGCUCAAUUCUCGCCGUUCGUUCGCGCGUUCGGGCGCUACAUGGGCGCUACACCUACGCGGUUCAGACUCCGCCUAGCACAGUGUCGAGCGUCGUGCUUCGUCGCAAGUGUUGCUAGCACCAAGAUGCUCUCUG
Messenger RNA from Trametes versicolor FP-101664 SS1, 1163 nucleotides. RefSeq names its product bacterial bifunctional deaminase-reductase. NCBI's taxonomy places the organism in Eukaryota, Fungi, Basidiomycota, Agaricomycetes, Polyporales, Polyporaceae. The transcript is spliced from 5 exons. The coding region runs from base 1 to 933 and encodes 310 amino acids. Gene Ontology annotation, biological process: riboflavin biosynthetic process. Gene Ontology annotation, molecular function: 5-amino-6-(5-phosphoribosylamino)uracil reductase activity. The record is from RefSeq and is a predicted model, not a curated record.